Molecule: messenger RNA, 1944 nt
Organism: Echinococcus granulosus
Lineage: Eukaryota; Metazoa; Platyhelminthes; Cestoda; Cyclophyllidea; Taeniidae
Exons: 6
Coding region: 1-1944 (647 amino acids)
Source: RefSeq, a predicted model, not a curated record
AUGGCAAGUGUGCGUUGUGGGGAGAGGAGUGAGUUGUCGCCACCGCGCAGUGAGCAGAAGUUGAGCAGCGGGGUGCUUGAGAGGGACGCAGACGCAGACUCCUCCGUCGCCACGGAUGCGGGCACAAAUGACUGCGCUGACGCGCUGCGGCUACUGUUGACCCAGGCAAAUCCACGCUGCCCUGACUACAUUGGCUCGCGGCGAAUGGAUGACAGCGGCGUGGAGCACGUCGCUCCCGCACUGGAUGUCGCAUUUCCCGUCAUGCACGCGUACAAUCUGCAGCUGACGGACACGAUUGCAGUGCAGCUUGGCGAGGUGGAUGGUGCAAAGCAGGAGAGCCGCGACCUCUUGCGACCCUCCGUUCGACUGCUCUGCAGCAUCGGACGGAGCCUGGUGGCGGAGCAGUAUCGCAGACAGAUGCCUGAGAGAAUACGGUUGCGUGGCGUGAAGGCGCCGAAGAUGAGUGAGGAGGCGCGCAGGGAGGAGCGCGAGUACUUGCACCAGACUCUGCCACCCACCGGCGUUGCUGUAGCUAAUCUGCGUUGGCGCGCGAAGGACUUGGGUGGAGUCACACCUGAAGCUGGUGCUUGCACCACUGCACCUGAUGGGUUGAAGUCAGUAUCCGAGGUUGAGGAGAAGGUGGUGGCCCGGAGUGUUGCAUCAACUGUUCCACAGUUAUCGACAGCAUUGACGAACGCUGGAUGGUUGGGUGCACGCAAGUCACCUCAGCCUGUUUCCAUCAUGUCAGCGGCUAAAUUAUCAGGACGUGUGACUUCUUGUGCAGCGCACUCAACAAAGUCACUCACGAAUGGUGUUGCCAGCUACUUGAAAUGCCACGAAACGCCUUGCAGUAAAGGAGAGUCGUCAAGCACAGUUGUGGGUGCUGCACCCUCAGACUCCUUGAAAUCACUUGGCACUGCGAAAAGCGCUGCGCGGUUGAAAGGCACGAGGAUUAGGCCAUGCAAUAAGAAAUCAUGUGCAUCACUGGGGAGUGGUAAUGCCAGGUCGUGGAGAAGACAGAGUCCUCCUGUCAGUGCUUUGUUGCCGAGUGUGUUGAGGAUGGCUGCUAGCAGUGUGAAGUGGACGGGGGAAGGGCAGACUGUCGCGGGUCUUUCAAUGGCGCAAGGAAAUCCACGUGCAGCAUGUGUCAGUCGGGAGACGGAGGCGUGUAAGCCAGCCGUCUUCGCCUCCUCUUCCUGCUCCUUCUCCUCCGCCUGCAAGGUCAAAGGCGUGCAUUUGGAGGGAGGGAGUGGUGAUGUGGUGGCGAGCGACGCGAUGAUGUGUCCCAUGUGCUCCUUCUCGAGCUGUGACAAGCAGCCCAUUUUCACCAAGCAGGCUAUCGGCUCCUGCGACGGAAAUGAACACCGACCCCCCUUAAACCUUGCUAAUCUGUCUUGUCACAAUAUUGAUACAGCACAGGUUAAACGAGUACUUUUGCGAAAAAAGAAGGACAUUAUUCUUCACUUGUAUUCGGUUAUUCAAUUAACAACCAAGAGUGUUGAUAGAAGAAAGGUUCUCAAGGCAUCUGCCCUACAGAAAAUUUUUAAAAAAUCGUCGAUGGAAGUGGACAUUGAGCAUAUUAUUAAUUCUGAAGCUUAUGUCUUGGGGUCUUUGCAGGAUGGCCUGCAUUGUUUCGAUUUGCUUACGUCCGUGGAAUUCUUCACUUGUUUGAAUGAUCGCUUUGCGACUAAAGUUAAUCUAGAAAAUGUCGUGGAUGUUCUUUAUGUUAUAUCUGCCAAUUUGUCGAAACUUCGAAGUGAAAUCCACUUGGUCUUCCGAAAAAACAUUCAACCACACAUUUGUCUUCGAAUACUCACCGCAUCAGCCAUUGUAUGUGCGGCUUUGAAGUCCUCACAGUUGGCUCUUGCCUACUCCCGAACGUAUUCGGAUGUUGGGAUCAUUAUAGGCUGGAUGUCCGAAAGAGAAGCGAGGAAGUACUCGUAG